Molecule: messenger RNA, 1440 nt
Organism: Soboliphyme baturini
Lineage: Eukaryota; Metazoa; Nematoda; Enoplea; Dioctophymatida; Soboliphymatidae
Source: the annotation of a GenBank genome assembly
AUGUUUCUGAUUGAAGUUUCGACCCUUCUGAGCGUCUGUGGCGUUUUUGUCAUCGUCAACGCUGUCCAGAUGCCGGCGAACGACGUGGAGGACGAAAAGGAAGCAGAAGUUAAAGCUCUGGCCUUGCACCGAACGGACACGCUGAACAUCUUACUCUAUACAUUCCUUUUGCUCAUAACGGUACUGACGAUUUGGAAGCUGAAGUACGGCAAAAAUCGGUGCAUUCCCUUCAUGCACGAAACUGGCCUAACGCUUUUCUACGGUAAGUGUAUCGAGGGUCGAGGAAUGUUAGUCGGCGCGAUCAUUAAAUUCGUGACGAAGGGUGCAUCGAACCUCAGUCAAACCGUGUCUGUGCAACCAGUCAAUCGAUCCCUCAAGCUCGAUCUGCCUCCUGACUAUCUUCGAUUCAUUUUCCGCCGCACCGACCGCCACCUGAACAAGUCAUCGACGUUCAUGUACCGCUUCGACGGCAACGUUCAAGGCGAAUCAGUGAACUUGAUCAAAGAAAUUGCCACUUUCGAUCCGGAAAUAUUUUUCAAUAUCCUUCUGCCGCCUAUCAUUUUCAACGCUGGUUACAGCCUGAAACGAGGCAACUUCUUUCGUAAUAUCGGAUCGAUACUUACAUAUGCUGUAGUCGGUACAACGGUGUCCUGCUUCCUGACGGGAGUCAUUGUGUACGGCGUCACUAUCCUCACAAGGGUGCCAUUUGCUUUGAAUGAAGCUUUUCUUUUCGGGGCCGUCAUUUCUGCGACGGAUCCAGUGACCGUACUUGCGAUAUUUAAUGACCUCAAAGUGGAUGUCGAUCUCUUCGCUCUUGUUUUCGGAGAAAGCGCGCUGAACGACGCCGUUGCCAUCGUACUUUGCAAAACGAUCGAAAACUACUCCCCUUCCGGUGCAGACGGUGAACACUGGUUCGACGGCCACGCGUUUCUGUCCAGCUGCGGAAGCUUCUUUGCUGUGUUUUUCGGUUCGCUCGGCAUCGGCGCGCUCUUUGGCUGUGUAACCGCUCUUUUCACAAAGUUUACUCGCAUCUCCAAGUCGACCCUGCUCGAAACCAUUCUAUUCAUAUUGAUGAGCUACGCGUCGUUUCUCGUGUCUGAGUCUGCGGGAAUGACAGGCAUUGUCAGUGUGCUGUUUUGUGGCAUUUGCCAGGCGCAUUACACGUACAAUAACCUGUCUAAGUGUUCACAAGUCCGAACAAAGCAGUUUUUCGAAGUACUGAAUUUUCUGUCAGAGAAUUUUAUUUUUACUUACAUCGGCGUCUCGCUGCUGACCUCUCAGUCCCACAGUUUUAACUACUGGUUUCUCAUGGGGGCAUUUAUUGGAAUUUUCGUCAGCAGAGCUGCAUUUGUGUACUUGUUGACCUACUUGCUUAAUGUGACUAGAAGACCCAGGAUUCCGAUGAAUCACCAGCACAUGAUUCUUUUCUCUGGUAAAUGA